AAGUUUGCUUUUCGCUUUUCUCUUAAAAGUUUUGGUAGAAUAGCACCAACUGAAAUGUAAGCGAGAAGAGAGGCAGCCCUAGAUGCCUUUGAGGAAUUCCACCUUCAACUCCUCUCGUGCAGAGAAAACUUCAACCAUGGCUGUUUCCGCUAUCAGGAAUUGGUGGAAUACCCACCAGUUGGACAAAUCAGACAACAAUGACUCCAACACUGAGGAAGACGAGGACGAAUUAGCAGGGAGGAGACAGUUAUCUAUAAACCUAAGUCAGACUCUGCGGACGAAGCAGCUGCUCAUAGACUUUGAUGGUGGCCGGCCUAUUUUAAGUCUCAGGGCACCACUGGACUUGGUGAACUUCCCAUCUAUCUUGUGCCCCCGUUGGCCCAUAGAGUGUGAGGUCAUCACCGACAUCAUCCAUCAUAUAGAGUGGGACCCCCCAGAGCCAGAGCCUUUCUACCAGCCCACAGGACAUGAGAGGACCCCCAUGCCAGCAGGAGAGGAGAGGGGGAAAGUGGUGUACUGCAUUGACCACGCUGCUAAGCGUCCCUACUUUACCUGCUCCCGUGUUGGUGGAAGCAGGGGACCCAUUAAGAGCGCCACUCCUUAUGACAAUCAGACCGACUUCACACUUGAGUUUGAGUCACGCUUUGAGAGUGGGAACCUUCAGAAGGCUGUGCAAGUUGGUGUUUAUGAUUAUGAGCUCACUCUGCGCACAGACUUGUACACCAGAAAGCACACACAGUGGUUUUACUUCAGGGUCCGGAACAUGAAGGCUGGAGUGAGCUACCGCUUCACUAUCAUCAACUUAAUGAAGAGCAGCAGCCUGUAUUCUCUGGGUAUGAGACCCCUCAUCUACUCUGAGAGGGCUGCCAUUGAGAAAGGUGUUGGAUGGCAACGCACUGGCUCCAACAUCAGAUACUACCGCAACUGCAGUCAGAAUACAAAGGACAACAACGGCGACCCAAUCGCCCUGUACUCACUCACUUGGACUCUCCAGUUCCCUUACGACUCAGACACUUGCUACCUGGCCCACUGCUACCCCUACACCUAUUCCCACCUGCAGCGCUACCUCAGGCGCAUUUCCUCUAACCCAGCAGUUGCAUCAUACUGUACACUGCGGGUGCUGUGCCACAGCCUUGCAGGGAAUGCCGUGUAUGUGAUGACGAUAACAUCAAGGGGUGUCAGCGGGCUGGAGGGCAGGACCAAAAAGGCUGUCGUGGUGACGGCCCGAGUGCACCCUGGGGAAACCAACGGGUCCUGGAUGAUGGAGGGGUUCCUGGACUUUCUGCUCGGGGACACAGAGGAUGCUCAGCUCCUCAGGGACACUUUUGUUUUUAAGGUGGUGCCCAUGCUUAACCCAGAUGGUGUGGUAGUGGGCAAUUACCGCUGCUCUCUGGCAGGCAGGGACCUCAACAGAAACUACAAGACAUUGCUCAGGGAUUCCUUCCCCUGUGUGUGGCACACCCGAAACAUGGUGGAAAGGUUAUUGGCUGAGACGGAUGUCAUUCUUUACUGUGACUUUCAUGGCCACAACCGUAAAAACAAUGUCUUCAUGUAUGGCUGUAACAACCGAGGUGAUGCUUCGCUGAAGCUUCAUGAGAGAGUCUUCCCACUGAUGAUGAGCAAGAAUGCCAGUAACAAGUUCUCCUUUAAGAGCUGUAAGUUUCGGGUGCAGAAGAGCAAAGAGGGAACAGGACGUAUCGCCAUGUGGAGACUUGGCGUCAAAAACAGCUACACUAUGGAGGCCACCUUUGGAGGAUCCACUCUGGGCGACAGGAGAGGAACACAUUUUACUACGCGAGACCUGAAGUCCCUGGGCUUUUACUUUUGUGACACACUGCUGGACUACUGUGACCCAGAUCCAACAAAGACCACUUACUGUCUGACAGAGCUGGCAGCGCUGUUGAGAAAGGAGGUCACAGAGAGGCUGGGCAAAGAUUUGGGCAUUGACUGUAACUUCUCUGUGUCUGACCUGGAAACCAGCACCAGUGGUUCAAAUAGUUCAGAUUCAGACGGACUCCCAGUUCAUUUGCUGAACCAGCCACAAACAGAGCAAACUCCAGUCAAGAAAAAAAAUAAACGUUUGAAGAGUUGUAAAGAGAGGAACAGGCUGCGACCAGACAGAGUAAAUAACUCACAGCCAAAGGUCCUGCAAAGCAGCAUAAAAAAUAUAGAGUCCAGUCUGUCCCAUGAGGUCACAGUUACAGAGAGCAUCCAAGAGAGGCCUGUCGGAAGAUACAGGAAAAAAUGGCAGGUAAAUGGCCUGUUAAGAAGAGCUGUGAUCCCUCCUCCCACCACUCACGCUGGGGAGGUCAGUCAGGUGACUCUGUGGCAGGGCUGCGAGCCUGUCAAGGAUGACAGAAACAUGAAAGCUGCAUGCCCACAUCAUAGGAUAAAAGCUUGUUCACAUCUCAGCACAGACACAGCUGUGUCACCUCACACAGAUGACCUGGGGAUGUAUUCCGGACAGUGGAGAUGCUCUUCUCAGCUGCUGCACCUGAGCGCUCUCCUUCCACCUUCUCCAAAUUUCAUACAUUCAAACCAGCAACAGCAUCGCUGCCCCCAGCAAUCCAGUGUCUCCUUUAAAGUCUACAGAGGGCUGCCUCCUUCCCUUACAGCGCCCAACAGGUCUCCCUCAACAAUGUGCAUCAGGAUGGGCCCAGACAUAGGUCCAACAAAGCGCUUGCUGUCAACUUUCACCACUGACAAGUUGAACUCCCGGCAUAUUUUUAGAGACAGAAACUCUUUACAGGUCUCAGAACGUUACUUUUUGCCUGAGGAUACCUCCAUUGCUCACAGAGACAUAAACAAGACCAAACGGCAGAAUGAGGAACAGAAAGAAGAGUCCUCAGAAGUGUGUUUGUUGCCGCUGAGAUGUAUGCCAUUUGGAGAGCAGAACCAGAGAGACAUCAGCCCUGACAUCCCCGGGAAAGAAACUAAAUCACGCAGCAACUUAUUUGUUCCUGUUCUGAGGGACACAGACCCAAGGGGAAAACAACAAUGCAAAGAAACUUUGGACAAAAGGCACAUGGGUGUUUUAUCCCCGGUGUCAAAGCCUUUCAGUCUCAUGAAGAUGGAACUUCCACGUCCACAGAGUGACAACCUUGGUAGGCUUCAGGCUAAGGACAUCGGACACUAUCACUCUGGCAGAGGAAGACAAAACAGUACGGCGAUGCUCACAAGGUCACCACAGUCUGCCCCACUGUAGGGUGUAAUAUUUAUAAUCAGCAACUGCAGAUUAAUAUUCUCUCUAUUGUCUGGCCGGUGAUGUGAACCUCAGAUAUGCUGGGAUAAAAUUGCUCUGUUUAUGAUCUUUUUCAUACAGAUAUCAUGAUGAAGGACAAACUUGUGUCAAACAGAUAAAAAGAAAGGUCAUCUUUGUUUAUUGUUUAAUGAAAGGCCCCUUUUUAAUUUUGAUAAAAUUGAUAUCAACUCAAUAAAAACACCAUAAUGUUAACAAAGUUCCUGCAGUCUGUUUUCUGCAGUGCUGAUAUGUCUGACA
Messenger RNA from Centropristis striata (black sea bass), 3499 nucleotides. RefSeq names its product AGBL carboxypeptidase 2 (gene agbl2). Lineage: Eukaryota; Metazoa; Chordata; Actinopteri; Perciformes; Serranidae. The coding region runs from base 83 to 3205 and encodes 1040 amino acids. Gene Ontology annotation, molecular function: metallocarboxypeptidase activity; zinc ion binding. Gene Ontology annotation, biological process: proteolysis. The record is from RefSeq and is a predicted model, not a curated record. The transcript is spliced from 23 exons.